Molecule: messenger RNA, 2920 nt
Organism: Oncorhynchus gorbuscha (pink salmon)
Lineage: Eukaryota; Metazoa; Chordata; Actinopteri; Salmoniformes; Salmonidae
Product: tripartite motif-containing protein 16-like protein
Exons: 6
Coding region: 185-1858 (557 amino acids)
Molecular function (GO): protein binding; zinc ion binding
Source: RefSeq, a predicted model, not a curated record
AAAGAGAAUUAACCCUAAACUACCCUAGCAUUUUUUGCAUUGUACAACAUUGCUCUCUCCGUCCCUAACUUCACCUUCUGGCAGAAUCAGGAAGUCCCUCCCCUUCCCACAAACUCUAUUCUGAGAAAACGAAACUUAUCUGAGUCGCGGUGUUUUGUCUGUGUGAAAGUGAACAACAGUCCAAAUGGCUCAGCAGGCAGUUCUGCUGGACCAGGACCAGUUCUGUUGUUCUGUCUGUCUGGAUCUACUGAAGCAGCCCGUAGCUAUUCCCUGUGGACACAGUUACUGUAGGAGCUGUAUUGAGGGCUGCUGGGAUCAGGAUGAUCUGAAGGGGAUCUACAGCUGUCCUCAGUGCAGACAGACCUUCACUCCAAGGCCUGCUCUGAUGAAAAACACCAUAUUGACUGAAGUGGUGGAGAAACUGAAGAAGACAGGACUACAGGCUGCUCCCCCUGAUCUGUGCUAUGCUGGACCUGGAGAUGUGGCAUGUGAUUUCUGCACUGGGAACAGAAAGCAGAAAGCCCUCAUGUCCUGUCUGGUGUGUCUGGUGUCUUCCUGCAAGAGGCACCUCCAGCCUCACUAUAGUGUCCCUGCACUAAAGAAGCACAAGCUGGUCAAAGCUUCCACACAGCUACAGGAGAACAUCUGCUCCCGUCAUGACGAACUGCUGAAGAUUUACUGUCGUACCGAUCAGAAUUGUAUCUGUUAUCUGUGUAUGGUGGAUGAUCAUAAAGGCCAUGAUACAGUCUCAGCUGCAGCGGAGAGGACCGAGAAACAGAGUCAGCUGGGGAUGAGUCAGCAGAAGCUCCAGCAGAGAAUCCAGGAGAGAGAGAAGGAGCUGAAGGAGCUCCAACAGGCUGUGGAGUCUCUCAAGCACUCUGCACAGGCAGCAGUGGAGGACAGUGAUAGGAUCUUUACUGAGCUGAUCCACUCCAUUGAGAGAAGGCGCUCUGAGUUGAAGGAGUUGAUCAGAGACCAGGAGAAGGCUCAAGUGAGUCAAGCUGAUGGACUCCUGGAGCAACUGGAGCAGGAGAUAGCUGAGCUGAGGAGGAGAAACGCUGAGCUGGAGCAGCUCUCACACACAGAGGAUCACAUCCAUUUCCUCCAGAGUUAUCAGUCUCUCUCCAGUCCCAGUGUCUCUUCAGACUUACCCAGCAUCGUUAUCCAUCCUCUUCAGUACUUUGGAGAUGUGAAUAAGUCUGUUUCUGAUGUCAGAGAGAAACUAGAAGACUUCCUUAAAGGAGAAUGGACCAAGAUCUCCACCAAAGUGAAUUCAGUGGAGGUUUUACUGCCUCCAGAGCCCAAGACUAGAGAAUGUUUCUUACAAUAUUCCUGUCAGCUCACACUGGACCCAAACACAGCACAGAAAUACAUCUCUCUGUCUGAGGGAAACAGAAAGGUGACAGUUGUUAAGGCUGUUAACGAUCCGAAUCCUGACCAUCCAGACAGAUUCACUGAUUGGUGGCAGGUCCUUUGUAGAGAGGGUCUGUCUGGACGCUGUUACUGGGAGGUGGAGUGUUAUCAUGGGACUGUUUUUACAGCAGUGACAUAUAAAGACAUAAGUAGAGUAGGGAUGGUUAAUGGCUCUAGAUUUGGAUACAAUGACAAGUCUUGGGGUUUAGAGUUCUCUGGUAAUGGUUAUACUUUCAGACACAAUAAUGUUGAGACUAAAGUAUCAGGCCCUCAGUCCUCCAGAGUAGGAGUGUACCUGGAUCACAAGGUAGGUACUCUGUCCUUCUACAGCGUCUCUGACACAAUGACCCUCCUCCACAGAGUCGAAACCACGUUCACUAAGCCCCUCUAUCCUGGGAUAUGGGUUGGGUACGUAAACAAUUCUGCUGAGCUGUGUAAACUGUAGAGUUCCCCAUAUUAGAGGGAUGGUUAAUGCUCUUUUAGUCUGGUAUGUUGUUAGUAUAAUUUAAUUAUGCCAAUGUGCUUUCAUCAAUUGAAAGCCCUUCAUCUAUUUUAUGAGAAUUUGUAAGAUUUCUUGUUGCAUAAAAUAGACGCAGACCAGUCUUUAAAUAAUAGGUAAUAGAAUUUAUUCUCGGAGCGCGCUACCACUCAAAACAAAAGCAUCAGUUUAAAUACAGAUCAUGACGUCAUUUCACUGUCUUAAACGAACCCCCCCCCCCCCUCUCGACAGGACAAAGUAAGGUGAAGAGUUCAUUCUAACUUACUAACACACUCCCAGAUAACUUUUGACCCCUCAACAUUAUCGAUCACCACUGAACUGACAGGUUUAAUUAACAGAAACCCUAGGAAUGCACUCACUGCCUAAUCUAAAAACCCCAGAGCUAAGUUUCAGGUUGGGUCAACCAUAGGCUAACGACCUUAUGUUUUACACAGUCCACAACCCAUUUGUUCCUGCCCAGUAGAAAUGGUGUUCAUUAACAUUCUAUUCCUCCUAGUCCUGUCACACAAUUUCUUCUUAUGAACUCAUAUUGUUAAUCAGAUAUAAUAUAACAGAGUAUACGUUUACUUACAGUUCCAUUUAAAAUGUUUGUUCAGUCAUAUUAAUCAUAAUUUCCUAACAUAUGUACAACAAUCUUAUACAUUCAUAUUGAUGUAUUAUCACUUUGAUGUACAUUCUGAAUAACAACCGCUGUAUUGUAUCUUGUUCAAUGAGUUGUGUUAUUAUUUACCUGUUGAUCCUUGAAUUUGAGUCUGUUGAAUGUCCUCAAAUAUAUCUAGGCCUAUAUAUUGUGUAUCAAUCUGGUGCUAAACAAUCACUACUCAAUCAAUUACCCAGCAGAUGGUGAUGUGGCAAAAUCAAAUGAAAUGAUUCCACGGUUUUUGAUUGACAGUACCUCUGCCUCUCAGUAAACCACCAGAAUAAACUAGAUUUCUGUAUUUUUGUCCUUAAGUUUUAUGUUCUAAAUUACUUGAGUGACAAUGCAAUUAAAGAACCUUAUAUUUUGCA